AUGGAUCUCGAACAGCAAAGGCAGUCAGAAGAAUCGCUCCAAGAUGCCGCAGAGCCCCAGGAGCAGCCGGAGCAGCAGCGCACCUCACCCGACGAGACACACGGACCAGCGCCGCACAGCGGACUGCCUGACGCCGCGCAAGCAGCUCUCGAACCUCAAGAAUGCCACACGAUCGACUUAAUACGCUACUGGUGGAACCUGCCCCAGCUCGACGAAAUGCAAUUUCCUGAGUUCGGCAACAUCCUCCGCGACGGCAGACGCAGACACGCGUCACGCUUUAAAGUGGUGAAACUCGUCCCGACGGUAGAUGCCGCGCUUGCAAAGUUCUUGAAUCUGUCCCCAAGCCAGAGGGCACAAGGUAUUGCAAUCAAAGCCAGACCAAAUUCGGUGCUCUCACUUCUGCCUCGGUGGAGCCCUGUGCGUGAGAGUUACCUCCACACUGACAUUCUGCCGAAAAAUCGUUUUCUCUGGCCUGCGCUCGGAGCGUUCGUGGGUCGGCGGUACCCAGCGUUGUAUUUGGUUAUGCCGCGGGCGCGGGGUGAUGUGUGGGAGGCUUUCAAAAAGCACCCCGAAAAGUUUGAUUUGCCACUGGCAAUUGCGGAGAUCGUUCUCGCUGUCAAGGCACUGCACGAAGCCGGACUUGUUCACAGAGACAUCGCACUCUCCAACUUCUAUAUCUCGUUCAGCGGACACAUUGCUUUGGGCGAUAUGGAGACUGUUACCGUUGAAGGCAUGAGAGAGACGCAGGCGUCGCGCCUUGGACAUACUGCACCGGAGGUCGAGGGAAACCCGUUUACAAGAUUGGGCCUUGAGUAUAUCGCAUAUUCGAAGAAAUCAGACAUGUCUUCACUAGGUGCAGCUCUGUCGAAGUUCGCCUGGGACAAAGGAAAGCAAGAGACAGAGCAGCUGAUCCUGGAUCUCGCGAAAAAGCUACAGGAUACAGACCCGGCACGCCGACUGGACUUCGAUGAGAUCAUGCAGCAUCCAUUGUUUGAGGGCAUUGAUUUUGAUGCUGUUGAGCAAGGCCUGACUCCACCGCCCUUCAAGGAUUCCGAGUACACAUGGGAAGGAGCUGGAUUCUUCUGA
This is a messenger RNA of Besnoitia besnoiti, 1086 nucleotides long. Its product is annotated as rhoptry kinase family protein ROP35. The transcript has 2 exons. Lineage: Eukaryota; Apicomplexa; Conoidasida; Eucoccidiorida; Sarcocystidae. The record is from RefSeq and is a predicted model, not a curated record. Bases 1 to 1086 code for a protein of 361 amino acids. Gene Ontology annotation, molecular function: ATP binding; protein serine/threonine kinase activity. Gene Ontology annotation, biological process: intracellular signal transduction; peptidyl-serine phosphorylation.